AUGGAAGAAAGAGUGCACCAAAAGGGAAUUACGGCUGCAUUCCCUCCCCCACCACCCUUUUGGACGCAUUUUACUCCAUCUAACCUCGAAAAGCUCGAAGAGACGAAGCGGGACGCGGUAUUACACAACGCGAAGGGCGACCGACAUGGCUUGAAUCCCGAAGAUCUCCGUGCUCUUGACUUACCGACAGAGCUUCGCUACCUUGUGCCCCCAAAGCCACCGAAUGAAGGGCAAUAUUCUCUUUUUAGUGAAUUGCAGUCGGUAUCGCUUUCCCUACUCCAGCCCGUUGAUUUUUACCUAACCUAUCUACAGCUAUCAACUAGCCUUCCAUCGCUCCAACAACAAGGAAUUGAACAACUUUAUCCCUCUGACCUUACGGACGAAACCACUGGGCGAUCAUCAAGACACGCAUAUUAUCUCUUAAAGAUCAGCAAAUCCCUUCUGCUCAACUUCCUCGAGCUGGUCGGCAUUUUGUCACUCUGCCCUGAUCAAUAUGAGCCUAAGCUUGAUGAUAUUAGGAAUCUGUUUAUCAAUGCACAUCAUCUGCUGAAUUCAUAUCGGCCUCAUCAAUCCAGAGAAUCGCUUAUCGCCAUGAUGGAAGAACAACUGGAGAGGGCUAAAGAGGAAAUCCAAGAAAUGGACCAGAUGAAAACUCGUGCGGAGAUGUAUUUGCGAGAUUUGGAAAUGGAAGGCCACAGUGCGUCACACGGUGUGGCUGUGACCAAGACUAUGGAGCAAGAAGCCGACAGUAUUCAACCAAAACAAUCUGAACAUCGUGAAAACACGGCCCAUGCAAUGUGGGAACUUUUGGAUGAAAUAGAAUGA
Messenger RNA from Ophidiomyces ophidiicola, 825 nucleotides. RefSeq names its product Mediator of RNA polymerase II transcription subunit 7 (gene MED7). The coding region runs from base 1 to 825 and encodes 274 amino acids. Gene Ontology annotation, cellular component: mediator complex; core mediator complex. Gene Ontology annotation, biological process: regulation of transcription by RNA polymerase II. The record is from RefSeq and is a predicted model, not a curated record. Gene Ontology annotation, molecular function: transcription coregulator activity. The transcript has a single exon. NCBI's taxonomy places the organism in Eukaryota, Fungi, Ascomycota, Eurotiomycetes, Onygenales, Onygenaceae.